CAUUCACCAGUCUAGAUGAUCCCCAAUUUGAGUUUUGGGGACAAAACUCCUUUUUAGGAGGGGUGGAUGUGAUACCCCAAAAAUUUCUAGGAUAAAUAAGUAGUUUGAAAAAAUGUCCUCAGAAGGAGCAGAAAGUGUAGUUGGGAAGGGGGUGAGAGGAGAUGAGGGGGUGGAGGUUGGGGAGAGAGAGGUGGUAGAGGUGGGGAGGGAUGAGGUGGUAGAGGUGGGGAGGGAUGAGGUGGUAGGGGUUAGGGUAGAUAGCAUACCUAUCACCGUAGUAGAAGUAGAGGGUAGAGGAGAGAGGAAUUACGAUGUUCAUGCAGAAAUAGUGGAGGAGGUGAAGCAAUACAGAUCUGAGCUAAGGACCAGGGAUAGCUUGGGUCACUUAGUAGAAAAUUACGAAAUCUCGUCUCGAGUGUUAGUUAGGCCAGCUGGGGUAGAGGAGAGGGCGUGCUCUGCUCCUCGGGAUCACUGGAUGCCUGUGUAUUCCCACUAUUUGAUAGCGGGACUCAGGUUUCCACUUCCUGAGUUGCUAAUAGGUUUACUAUUAGAUUACAGCAUAGGGUUGACACAGUUGGUCCCCAACGCAAUGAGGGGGGGAAGUAGGAGGGAUAAGGGGUGGUAUUAUUUCACCCCCAGGGUAGCUAAAAAGGAAAGUAGGAUUUUAUUCACUGCAGGUCCUUCAUCCAUUAAGGGAUGGAAGAAAAAAUUCUUUUUUGUAGAUGAUACGGAGUGGGGGAAGGGGGAUACCGAGGGGGGAGAUGUGUUGAAUAUCAUGGACCUCACCAGCGCAGCAUGCAUAGAAGCUGCUGAGCUCUAUGGGCCAAGCGCUCUGAGUGAAGCUGAAAUGGACCAGUUUUUAAAUACUGCUGGAGGAGCGCCCAUCCCCAAGAAGCCAAGGAAGAAGUCAAAGACUUCGACCAAGCAAGUGGAUGAGGGGAGGGCUGGGAAGGAGAUGGUGCCCUUGGUUUCAGCUGAGACAGAGGAGGAGGUGCCGCCGCUGAAGAGGAAGGGUUGGGAGGAGAGGAGGGCACUGCAGAAGAAGCAGAAGGUGGUGGAGGAGGAUGAGGGGGAUGAGGUUCCUGAGGAAGGGGCCUAUUCCCCCACUGAGGUCUCAGAGCAGCCUGUUCGAGGUGAAGAACAUAACGGGGGCCAGGUGGUUCAUCAACAACACCUUCCCCGAGGUGGACCAAAGCAACGCGUGACAGGAAGCUCUGAGAGCGCGAGUUGGGUGAAUGGUCUAGCCCAGGAAUUCAGGGAGAGCCUGAUGGAUCGUGCACUCUUGCAGAGGCAGCGAGACCAGCUGCAGAAGGAGAAGGAAGUGUUGGAGAAGAAGAAUAAAGAUCUGCAAGAGUCGUUGGACGAGGUGGUUCCAACUCUGAAGCAAUUGGAGCAGGAGAGAUCUUCCCUGAGCACCAAGUUCGGCUUUGAAGAGAGCAAACGAAAGAUAUCUGAAAGCGAGCGUGAGGUUCAGGCGCAAGAACUAAAGCUGACGAAGGAGGCUUUCUUGGAGCUAAAGGGGAAUGUGCAGACCUUGGAAGAAGGUAGGAAGAAGGUGAAGGCAGAAUAUCCCGAAGUGGAUAUUACGAAGAUCACCUUUGGAGAGCAAGAAGAAGGGGUGGAGGAAGAUGGUGAAAGCAUGUCAGCAGACUUCCGUCCUCAGAUCAAACUGAGGUGGGAGGAUGAUGCAAACGGGCGUGUUGUUUUCCCUCCACAGUUCGACUUCAAGUUCGUGGCAGUGGAGGAAGAAGGGGCAGAGGUAGAGGAAGAUGAGAUGGAGGCAAGAGUGGAGGGAGCUGAAGUGGAUGAGAACCAACCAGUUCUAGAAGUAGAGAUUCAUCCAGUUCCUUCUGACGAUGAUCAGCCUCCUCCGCCAGACGAGCAGCAGCCAACACAGCCACCUCCUCCAGCUGAGUAGGAGCCAAUGCAGUCACCUCUCCAGCAGAGAACUUUUGUUUUUUUAAGUUUUGUAAAACAUUGAAACAAUUUGUAAUUCUUCCUUGAAUGAAAAUUCAUUUUUAAAAUCAUGUGUUUGUUUGUGUUUGCUUUACAUUUUUGUUAUUAUUUUUUAUUAAUAAAAGAACUGAGAUUAU
Molecule: messenger RNA, 2093 nt
Organism: Rubroshorea leprosula
Lineage: Eukaryota; Viridiplantae; Streptophyta; Magnoliopsida; Malvales; Dipterocarpaceae
Source: the annotation of a GenBank genome assembly